Orcinus orca (killer whale) is the source of this 3299-nucleotide messenger RNA. RefSeq names its product TOX high mobility group box family member 3 (gene TOX3). The record is from RefSeq and is a predicted model, not a curated record. The coding region runs from base 347 to 2062 and encodes 571 amino acids. Gene Ontology annotation, molecular function: chromatin DNA binding. Gene Ontology annotation, biological process: regulation of transcription by RNA polymerase II. NCBI's taxonomy places the organism in Eukaryota, Metazoa, Chordata, Mammalia, Artiodactyla, Delphinidae. Gene Ontology annotation, cellular component: nucleus. The transcript is spliced from 7 exons.
CCCGCGCACCUGAACUCGCCGCGCCGCCCCGGGCCCCCGCGCCGCGCCCCGCGCCCCGGGCGCCCGGCCGGUGCGCAGCGCUGCCUUGGUGCCCCGGCGGGGCGCGUCCCCCGGGCCGCCUCCCGCUCUCUCGCGGCUCGCGUGGCCGCGCCUUUGUGUGCGGCGGCCGCGGCUCCCGGGCUCCUCUGGCUCCCGGUCGCGGCGCCCCUCCGGCCCAAGUCCCGCGCGCCGCCCCCGGACAACCCCGGCUGGGCGCCCCCGACGGUGGAUCUAGCGGCUUCGAGGAGGCGGGCACCGGUCCCGGCGAGCCCCAGUCCCGGCCCCCGGCCCCGGGCCCGGCUCCGGCAUGGAUGUGAGAUUCUACCCCGCGGCGGCCGGGGACCCCGCCGGCCUGGACUUCGCGCAGUGCCUGGGGUACUACGGCUACAGCAAGUUUGGAAAUAACAAUAACUACAUGAAUAUGGCUGAAGCGAACAACGCUUUCUUUGCAGCCAGCGAGCAGACGUUCCAUACACCAAGCCUCGGAGAUGAGGAGUUUGAAAUACCCCCGAUCACGCCACCUCCAGAGUCGGACCCCGCUCUGGGCAUGCCUGAUGUACUUCUACCUUUUCAAGGCCUCAGCGAUCCGUUGCCUUCCCAGGGAAGUGAAUUCACGCCCCAGUUCCCCCCUCAAAGCCUGGAUCUUCCUUCCAUUACAAUCUCAAGAAAUCUCGUGGAACAAGAUGGCGUGCUUCAUAGCAGUGGGUUGCAUAUGGAUCAGAGCCACACCCAAGUUUCACAAUACCGUCAGGAUCCCUCCCUGAUCAUGAGGUCCAUCAUCCACAUGACGGAUGCUGCUCGCUCUGGGAUCAUGCCUCCUGCCCAGCUCACCACCAUCAACCAGUCUCAGCUCAGCGCCCAGUUGGGGUUGAAUUUGGGAGGUGCCAGUGUGCCCCACACGUCUCCUUCACCUCCAGCGAGCAAAUCGGCGACUCCCUCCCCUUCUAGCUCCAUCAAUGAAGAGGAUGCUGAUGAAUCCAACAGAGCCAUUGGAGAGAAAAGAGCUGCUCCAGAUUCUGGCAAGAAGCCCAAGACUCCAAAGAAAAAGAAAAAGAAAGACCCCAAUGAGCCACAGAAGCCAGUGUCAGCAUAUGCCCUGUUUUUCAGAGACACACAGGCUGCAAUUAAAGGUCAAAACCCUAAUGCAACCUUUGGAGAGGUCUCAAAAAUCGUAGCAUCUAUGUGGGACAGCCUUGGAGAAGAACAAAAGCAGGUCUAUAAAAGGAAAACGGAAGCCGCCAAAAAAGAAUACCUGAAGGCCCUGGCUGCGUAUAGGGCCAGCCUCGUUUCUAAGGCUGCUGCCGAAUCAGCAGAAGCCCAGACCAUUCGUUCUGUUCAGCAGACCCUGGCGUCCACCAAUUUGACCUCCUCCCUCCUUCUCAGCCCUCCGCUGUCUCAGCACGGAACAGUGUCGGCCUCCCCUCAGACUCUCCAACAAUCACUCCCUAGGUCAAUCGCUCCCAAACCCUUAACCAUGAGACUCCCCAUGAACCAGAUCGUCACUUCGGUCACCAUCGCAGCCAACAUGCCAUCGAACAUUGGGGCUCCACUGAUCAGCUCCAUGGUGGGCUCGGCGUCCUCCACCCAAGUGAGCCCUUCAGUGCAGACCCAGCAGCAUCAGAUGCAGCUGCAGCAGCAGCAGCAGCAGCAACAACAACAGAUGCAACAGAUGCAGCAGCAGCAGCUCCAGCAGCACCAGAUGCAUCAGCAGAUCCAGCAGCAGAUGCAGCAGCAGCAUUUUCAGCACCACAUGCAGCAGCACCUGCAGCAGCAGCAGCACCUCCAGCAGCAAAUCAACCAACAGCAGCUGCAGCAGCAGCUGCAGCAGCAUCUCCAGCUGCAGCAGCUGCAGCACAUGCAGCAUCAGUCCCAGCCUUCUCCUCGGCAGCACUCCCCUGUCACCUCCCAGAUUACAUCCCCCAUCCCCGCCAUCGGGAGCCCCCAGCCAGCCUCUCAGCAGCACCAGUCACAGAUACAGUCUCAGACACAGACUCAAGUAUUAUCGCAGGUCAGUAUUUUCUGAAAACGCACGUGGCAGGCGGAUUUGCGCAUCUGGAGGAGAGUGGCGUCCGAGAGUAAACCAUGUGUGGCUGCAACUCGUGAGUCGGUGUUGGUUAUGCAGAAAUGUGUAAAAGAUCACGCGGUCCUCUCAAGUGUCUAUUAGAUAGGCAAUAAGAACUACAGUGUAGCUGAAAAUCAUCUUCUAGCUGACUCUAAACCACUUUGUUUUUAAACAAGAAAAGCUGUGCUCUUUUAUGUGAUGCCUUUUUUUAUUUAUUCAGGCUCUACCUACAAUAUGUGAAUCAAACCGUUUAAUGAAUCCUGGGACAUACUGAUGAUUAUAAUAAACUGGCCUCUCUGAGUCAUAGCAAAUGGCCUUAUUUCUCCCGAAGUGAAGAAACCACACUUCAAGGCGAUUGGAACUUCCGAAGCCCUAAAAAUAAAAAGCACAGUCGUAACUACCUGAAAUACGAAAAUCCAGUUUCAUACAAACAUUUGUAUGACGUCAAUCGUUGAUGGCAUUUUUUUGUCAUGAAAAACAUAAUGUAAAUCACAGACUUUUGCCAAAGCUCUUAUUUUUUUUCCUUAAAUCUCUCCAGAAAAAAAAAAAAAUGCAAGUGAUUAAUUUCAAUUAUUGACUCCUUUUCACUUUUUACCCAUGACUUCUCCAAAUCAAACCACAGUAUAUGUUGUAACAAUAUCUAUGACCACUGUUAGCCCAUUAUAUUCAUUCCAAUUAGAAGAAAAGAAUGUGAAUAUUAUAUUCUGUGUUUUGAGUGACAAGUUUCGAAAAUGAAAAACACUGUAUUUUUAAAAGGGAAAUGCACUUAAAUGGAGACAGUUAUUACAAAAGUUAAGAUUUAAAAAAAAAAAAGAGCAAGAGUUUUUAUUAUGAUGUAAUACCGGUAGAAUAUUUAAAAGGCGCACCGCAUCUGAAUAAUCAAUGUAAAUAUUUUCUUUCAAAGUUGUAAGUUUUCAUAUCAUGUGUUGUAAAGUUUUCAUAAACAAGGCUUUAACGUAAACACUGGUGACAUAAACCAUUCAUUGCUACGUUGCUUAUUGUGUUUUUAUGCUGUUUUAUACUUUUUUAUGAGUUAUGAUAGCAGCAAUUAAGUUGUUUGUAUUUUGCUUAACUAAAACAAAAAUGCUUUUAUCUUGCUAUAGAAUAAACACAUUUCAGUAAAAACUGCAGACUGUAUUUUGAUGCAACAACCAGGCAACUACUGUUCACUUUUCAAAAUAAAAUAUGUCAAAUUUCA